AAUGCAGUUACGAAAAGUUACAGCUAGUCAAUUCAUUGACGUUUGGAGUCAUUAUGACGUAGAUGGUAACGGUUUCAUAGAAGGUAACGAAUUAGACGCCUUCUUAAAGGAAUUUAUGGUCAACACCCAACCUUUCGAUGAAACUUCUUUUCAAUAUAUGAAAGGGCGUUUCUUGGACGCUUUUGAUGAGAAUGACGAUGAUCGUAUAGAUAUUUCUGAAAUGGCGCAAAUUUUACCAACUGAAGAAAACUUUCUUUUACUAUUCCGUUUCAAAAAUCCAUUAACAUCUAGCGUUGAAUUUAUGAGAGUAUGGAGAGAAUUUGAUAAGGAUUGUAGCGGAUAUAUCGAAGCUGAUGAAUUAAAAGAUUUUCUUGAAGAUCUUUUAAAAGAGGCUAACAGAGAGGAUCAAGUGACCGAAGAACAGUUAUUAGAGUACACAACAACAAUGUUGCAGCUCUUUGACCAGAACAAAGACGGGAAAUUACAGUUGAGCGAAAUGGCUAAGUUAUUACCCGUAAAAGAAAAUUUCUUGUGCAGACCUAUAUUCAAAAUGAGUAAUGUCUCCAAAAAAUUGAACGCAAGCGACAUUGACAGCGUAUUCAACUUGUACGAUACUGACAGUAAUGGAUGUAUAGAAAAUGAGGAACUAAAUGGUUUCUUAAAGGACUUAAUGGAACUUGUUCAAAGUGAAUAUGAUAGUGACGAUAUCCAAUAUAUGAAAAAGACGAUUCUGGAUCAGUGGGACUUUGAUAAAGAUGGAAAGAUAAACAAAAAUGAAUUAACCAUGCUUCUUUUACAACAAUCUCAAACGUAUGAUGAUUAA
This is a messenger RNA of Dimorphilus gyrociliatus, 823 nucleotides long. The record is from the annotation of a GenBank genome assembly. NCBI's taxonomy places the organism in Eukaryota, Metazoa, Annelida, Polychaeta, Dinophilidae.